Molecule: messenger RNA, 794 nt
Organism: Saccostrea cuccullata (small rock oyster)
Lineage: Eukaryota; Metazoa; Mollusca; Bivalvia; Ostreida; Ostreidae
Product: coactosin-like protein
Exons: 4
Coding region: 58-486 (142 amino acids)
Biological process (GO): regulation of actin filament polymerization
Cellular component (GO): cortical actin cytoskeleton; actin filament; site of polarized growth
Molecular function (GO): actin filament binding
Source: RefSeq, a predicted model, not a curated record
UAUACAGGUAAACACGUUUAUACGCCCACUAAGCCGGUGUCACAUUUUUAUAGAAAAAUGGCCAAGAUAGACAAACAGGCAAUUCGAGACGCUUAUGAAGAGGUCCGAAACGACAGCAAUGAUACUAACUGGGCGGUAAUGAAGUAUGAUGGGUCAAAUAUUGUAUUGAGCGCUACUGGGUCUAGUUUUGAAGAAUUUGCGUCCAAUUUUAGCGAUGACGAUCGAGUUUAUGCUUUUCUACGUGUGGUAGCAGGCGAUGAACUGAGUAAAAGAGCAAAAUUUGCCUUAAUUGUGUGGUUGGGUAAAAAUGUGUCUGGAAUAAAAAGAGCGAGAAUGGGCCCUGACAAAUCCUUAGUAAAAGAAGUUAUACGUAGUUAUGCCGUAGAACUCAUGAUUAAUGAGAAAUCAGAACUAAAUGAAGACUUUAUUAGAGAAGAAAUAAUGAAGGCUGGUGGUGCUAAUUAUGGAACGGGGACUCGAGACUGACGUCAUAGGACUCUAGUUUCAAUAGACCAAUUAAUAUGAUGGAAAGAGCAGGAAGAAGAUGGACGGUGUAUUCAACCUGUCUCAUAUUUUAGUGACAUUUAUAUACACCUGUAUACCGUUUUUACUCAUUUUUAGGGACAGAACAAGUGAUACUCUUUUUACUUAAAACCAACUAUAGAUAUUACUUACUUGUCAACGAAAUUAAUCGUUCCAUUGGUCUUAUUGGCCUAUAUAUAUUUGUAUACAUUUUCAGUAUUUUUUACUGAUGUUUUGAAUGACAAAUAAAAGUAUGGUAACUUAAUAAAUAA